Pyricularia grisea is the source of this 264-nucleotide messenger RNA. RefSeq lists its product as uncharacterized. Lineage: Eukaryota; Fungi; Ascomycota; Sordariomycetes; Magnaporthales; Pyriculariaceae. The transcript has a single exon. Bases 1 to 264 code for a protein of 87 amino acids. The record is from RefSeq and is a predicted model, not a curated record.
AUGAAAUCAUCAGGCAUCGUCGCCCUCAUUUUCGCAGGACUGUGCUCCGCGGCACCCGGCGCCCCCGUUCAAGAUGGCGAGCUUCUCGAGCGCGCACCGAUACCGAACCCGCUACCCGCUGCACGGGUCUGCACUCCCCCCGCGUGGAACUGCUCGGGCAGCAACAUGUAUGUGUGCAACUCCGGUGGCGACUGGAGCCUGAGCGCCAGGUGCGGUCCGGGGAGGUGUGUUUUGCAGAACGGAGGGGCCUACUGCGUUGCAUGA